Molecule: messenger RNA, 3228 nt
Organism: Symbiodinium sp. CCMP2592
Lineage: Eukaryota; Dinophyceae; Suessiales; Symbiodiniaceae
Source: the annotation of a GenBank genome assembly
AUGGAGCUGUCGGAGUUUUCGCAGUCGAUGCAAGAUGCACUCAUGCUCAGGCGCAUUCCCACAGAGGGCGGGGAUGUAUCGUCUGUGACGCCGGUGGUCGUUUCUGGACUGCCUGGCUGGCUUGAGGGUACCACCUUUCCAGUCGAACUGCGCCAACGUGUGCAAGAGGAGCUGGAGAUUCUGGGGCUGGUUCAAAGCCCGGUGGUGGCGCUGCUGUGGCCUGCCAGCGCCAGCCGCGCCAGCGCCGUGACCAAGAAAAAGACUUUGCGCCGUGGGUAUUCCACUGCCUCUGCCCUGUACCCCAGCCGGCCAAACAAGCUGUGUGAAGCGUCCGGCAUCUCCUUAAGCAUCCGUCUGGUUUCCGACAGCCCGUGGCCUUUGGUGAAGUCCGUCGCGGUCGAGUGCAACAUGGAAUUUGGCAGAGUUGUUCGACAGACAACCUCGCACAUAUCCGAUGCUGACUGGGCUGAAGACGUUACGUCGGCACGACAGCACUGGCAACAGCAGCUUCUGGCGGGCUUGUCCAAGUACUCUGAGAAUUUGGAGGUGCAACUGCCAAGAAAAGCAUUGUCGUCAACCAGCCAAACUCUUGCAAGCCGUACACGUCCUGAAGAAUCCCUCUGGCGGAAGCACGGGCCCAAGGCCCUAGCCAUUCUACUGUCUGAGCUGAUCGUGAAUGGUGCAAUGCACGAUGCCGCGACCCACCUGGAGGGCACGAUGCUCGAAACGAUGCGCUCCAACCUUCCGUUCUUCCCCGAGGGCCCCUUGGACUUCGAGGAGCACUUCCCGCCCUUGCAGCUCUCGGACGCCUACAUAGAAACGGAGAAGCAGCGAAGCCCCGAGCUGUUCCUUCGACUGGCAGCAGUGGUCUGGACAGCAGCCUCGCAUGGAGUGGCGGCCUUGGACCAAGCCCUUGGGGCUUUGCGGAAAGGCAGCGUCCCAUUGGACCGGGUGGCUCUGAACACGCCGGUGAUGUAUCGCUCCGGAGGCCGAAGCAGGAGCUUGACCGGACCGCUGCUCAUGUUCGUCGUCGACCAGAUGACUCUGCACCAGUCGUCGAAACACAUCGUCCAGGCAGUGGUGGCUGGCAACGCUGACGUGAAUUCGAGUUAUGUCCUUUUCCCCACCGGGAAGCACAAGGCAAUAGCCAAAUUUCCGGUGCUCUGCCUGGCCGGCAACCGCCGGGCACUCGACUUCGCGGAAGCUUUGCUGGAGCGGAAGGCGGAUGCCAACCGCGAGAUUACUCUGAACUACUUCCCGAACGGAGGCAAUCCUCUUUGGAGCGCCGUCUGGGGCAGCAACAAUGCCAUGAUCCGGCUCCUCCUCGGCUUCGGCGAUGCGAACGUGAACAUACACGCCUGGCACCCCGAUGCGCCGCCUCUGACAGGCCAGCCGCGUGAGGUUCAACUGCUUUCCCUGGCCUCUACGGCUCUCGACUCCGAGCAUGUCCACCUUCUGCUGGAGUGCAAUGCUGACUUUCAAGAGGAGCUGUCGUCCACCUUCGCACUGUGCCACGCAGAUGUGAGCAAGUUGCUUGCAAGCCAUGUGGCCUACCGCCACCCUGAGGCGCUUGUCCAGCGGUGCGACGAGCUGGAGGGGACGUGCGGCAUUUGGAUCGAUUGGGCCUUCCAGGAGAUCGCCCGUGACGACGCAGCCAAGAGGCGCUUCCGGGUCGCGCUGGACAGAGCCUCGGUGCUGCGCGAGGCGCACGACUCCCUGAUCCGGUUCACCUGCGAUCUGAUCCAGCGCCUGCCGAGUGCGGCGUCCGAGUUGUUGGAUGGGAUUUGCUUGCAGACGCCAAAGGUGCAGGAGCCUGCGCGUCAUCCGUUGCGGACUCGAUGCGUUUUCCAGGCGAGCAACUUUCGCACGGCCUACAUCACGGAGACGGUCUGGAAGCCUAACGGCACCAGGUUCCAGGACCUGUUGGCGCCUCCCGGGCCCGAGUCCCGGCCUUGCUGCGGCCUGGGACCCUCCGUGGAGUCCAUGGACUUCUGCGACGUUCUGCUGGUGGGCUUCCCCGGCUUGAUCGACGGGCGCGUGCUGCGCGCGCUGCGGUCACUGCCGCGGCGCACGCUCAUUCCGCUCGUCCAGGAAAGCAUCGUGUUCCAAGGUUUGAUCGAAUACAUUUGGACAUCGCGUGUGCGCCUCUAUCACUAUGUCAAGUCCCUGCAAACGGUUGUCCAGCUUGGCAUCCUGCUUCUGUGGUGGCAGACUCGGAGCCAGCAACUUGUGGCCAUGUACUGGGGCCUAUUCAUGGGGAUUCUGGCAACGCAGUUGUCCGGCCUGGUGCUGUGCAUCUGCCGACUGGAGCUUCCUUACAUCUUGGCUGUCUUCCAGUCAGGCUAUGGCUUGCGUCUAGUCUUCGCCAGCUGGGGUGCCUGGUACGAACUCCCACUGUCAGAGUACAAGUCGCCCCUUGCAGUCAACGUGGCAUUAUGUAUAACGGUGAUUGUGUACGACUGCCGCGUUCUGAAGCCUUUUGGCCUUCCUGUUGGCCAAAGCCUGCUGCCAAUCCUCAAUGCUGCCGGCAGCCUGGAGUUUGCAGCAAUGUCAGCAGUGAUAAGUCUGGCACUUCUGGCCACGUUCCUUUACGUCUGCAUUGAGUUCGAGGAAGACUUGGGAUUUCCGUCCAAUGCCUUCCAGACCUGGCAAACUCUGAUUGUUGGGGAGCCAACGUUGGUUGACGCAAGAGUUUCCCCGCAGGAUGUGAUUCGCUACCUUUCCGUGUCUGCAUGUUUCCUUGUGUGCAACACCGUGUUGAUGAAUAUCUUCAUCAACGUGACGGGCGCUUCAUAUCUGCAGGAAAGAGCCAGUGUUGUGGGCACAUUUGCCGUGGAGCGGUUGCGUAUUUGUGUGGCAAGCACGUCAGUCUCCACAUGUGUGCGGCGUUCUGUAAUGGGAACCUUUACGCUCAUGUGGUCGCUGUGGCUCACCUACAUUCUGCUCACCGCCGAGUUCUCGGGUGCCGUGCCAGUGAUCGUCGCCAUCGUCACAUUCUACUUCACGUUCUUUUGCGCCGGGCGCGCAGCGAAGGCAGCCGUGGCGGACCUCGACUCCGAGUUCUCCGAGCUGCGGUAUUUGUGGAUUUGCCGCCGGGCGAAUCGACCCGGCGCCUCUGUGACCUCGCAGACCCGACCCGGGCAGCAGAGCGCCCUGGAGCAGGUCCGGGCACUCCAGGCCCGCUUCAGGAAGGCAAAGGACGAAACCGAGUCGGUCGUGGAAGUUUGA